Molecule: messenger RNA, 2214 nt
Organism: Kuraishia capsulata CBS 1993
Lineage: Eukaryota; Fungi; Ascomycota; Pichiomycetes; Pichiales; Pichiaceae
Exons: 2
Coding region: 1-2214 (737 amino acids)
Biological process (GO): mismatch repair
Cellular component (GO): MutLalpha complex
Molecular function (GO): mismatched DNA binding; ATP-dependent DNA damage sensor activity; ATP hydrolysis activity
Source: RefSeq, a predicted model, not a curated record
AUGGCAACCAAGAUCUCAACUUCUCCACUAACCAUGACCGGAACAGACCCGGAGACCCGAAGAAUAAGACCUCUGGCUGCGUCUGUUGUUAAUAGGAUUGCUGCUGGAGAGAUCAUUAUCGGGCCUUCGAACGCAUUGAAAGAACUUCUAGAGAAUGCAAUUGAUGCGAACUCAACUUCAGUGGAGGUUCAAGUGAAAGAAGGUGGUCUCAAGAUUUUACAGAUAACAGACAACGGAUCUGGAAUCAACAAGGAAGAUUUGCCUAUCUUGUGUGAACGAUUCACCACCUCGAAACUGGAGAAGUUUGAGGACCUGGAUAGCAUUGCUACUUACGGCUUCCGAGGUGAAGCUCUGGCCAGUAUUUCACAUAUAGCUCAUCUUUCAGUUGUGACAAAGACAAGGGCGUCUGCUUGCGCUUGGAAGUGCACGUAUUCGGAUGGGAGGUUGGUUGCGCCCAAGCCAAAAGAGUCAUCUGAUCCCAAACCAACGGCAGGUAAAGACGGGACCCAGAUAACUGUUGAGGAUCUUUUUUUUAAUGUGCCAUCACGUCUGAGAGCCAUUCGGUCGCCCGGUGAAGAAUAUGCCAAAAUCCUGGAUGUUGUUGGCAGAUAUGCUAUUCACACCGAAGGUGUGAGUCUUUCCUGCAAAAAGAUAGGAGACACAUUCGCUUCGGUAUCUACGCGAAACUCACAGAACAUUAAGGACCGUAUCAGAGCAGUGUUUGGGGCCACUGUGGCCAAUAAUAUAAUGGAGAUUUCCAUAGCUGGCCUGGAACAGGCUGGUUUGCGCAAAUGCAUUGGUCAGAUAACGAACUCGAACUAUACCAAUAAGAAGGUGAUUGCUCCGGUAUUUUUCAUCAACGGACGGUUGGUUGCUUGUGAUCCUCUGAAACGCGCAAUUUUCGAGUUAUAUUCGGCGUUUCUUCCAAAGGGCCAAAGACCCUUCAUAUACUUAAGUCUGGAGAUAGACCCAGCCAACGUGGAUGUGAAUGUCCAUCCUACCAAAAGAGAAGUGCGAUUUCUCUAUGAGGAGGAAAUAUUCCAGCAUAUAUGUUCCUCGAUACAAGAAAAGCUGUCUGGCCUGGAUUCGACCAGGACUUUCCUGACGCAGCAGGUGUUGCAUAACUCGAAACGUCAGGGAUCUGAUAUCAGUGAGAUCGUGGACCAGCCGACAAGAGUCCGUUCGAUAUCGCAGCUUCAAGAGUUCAAGAGGAGAGAUAACAAACUGGUGAGAACAGAUGAGUCUCAGGAGAAGAUCACUUCCUUCCUGAACCGAUCGCAGGUAAACUCGCAGGUGAGCUCGAGGUUGAAUAGGCGUGGUGAUACUAACAUCGACCAAUCUUCAAUAGACCUGGUGGAGGGCGUGAUAGAAGUUUCGGAGGCUGAUGUUUUGCCAACAACCGAUCUCUUGGUUAAUGACAGAGAGAGAAUAGGUGUAAAGCUCACCAGUGUGAUGGAGUUACGAAAAGAGGUGGAGUCCAAGACUCACUCCGAAUUGACGGAAAUGUUUUCCAAACAUACCUUCGUUGGUGUUGUGGAUGAAUACAGACGAUUACUUUGCGUCCAAUACGAUGUGAAGCUUUUUUUGGUAGAUUAUGCUGCAGUGUGCAAUGAUCUUUUUUACCAGAUUGGACUGUCUGAUUUUAACAAUUUUGGGAGAAUCUUGCUUCAGUCCGAGACAGAUUUGGAUAUACGAAGUCUUCUAGCUAAAGUCUACAAUGAUACCCAUCUUUUGGAGAUUUCUAAGCUAAAGCAGUUGCCAGAUAUCGAAGAUAUCAUAUCGGUGCUAGUCAAAAUGACCGAUAUGUUGAAAGAGUACUUCUCCAUCUCAUUGGACACAUCUGAUCCCAACAACCCUAAGCUAUUGACUUUGCCGCUUCUUCUCAAAGGUUACGUUCCUCCACUAAGCAAGCUACCUCUAUUCUUCUUCAGAAUCGGCACAAAAGUGGACUGGUCCAAUGAAAAGGAGUGCCUCUCCGGUAUUCUCAAGCAAAUUGCUCUUCUCUAUAUUCCUGAAUCACUGCCUCUCAUAGAGGAUGUGCCCGAGGAAAGUCGCGAGGAGAUUACCGAGAAGCACAAAACCGUAUCUAGUUUGUUGGAGGAUGUGGUAUUUCCAGUGGUCAAAAGAAGGUUCUUGGCUACCACGGACUCUACACGCGAUGUUGUUGAAAUUGCAAAUCUUCCUGGUCUCUACAAGGUGUUCGAGAGAUGCUGA